AUGGAGCAGAAAACGUCGAAAAAAUUUAUUAUAAUGGAAAUAAUGGCUCAGUUAGUGAAUAUCACAAUGGAAAUGAGGAAGAAAAAAUUAAGACCAUUUAAUUUCUAUUUAGAGAAUUUGUUUGUCAAACCAUUUGAUUCUACUGUCAUUUAUCCAAUUUUCGAUCAUAUUAUUAACACCAAAGAAAGUCCUCCAUCAAAUGAUUUAGAAUCAACCAUGGAUCGUCGUUCUCAAAUGCAAAGAUUUGUUAUCAAUGGUCUAUAUCCAUCGGACGAACUAUUGAAAACACAUGAUAAUCAAUCAAUAAAAGAUUUUCAAUCUCCAUCAUUUCUCUCAAAACUGUAUAACAAAGCAAAAUCUGCUUUUAGCACAGUAGUAUUUAAAAAACCAUCGGAUCCAUUCCUUCAUCUUAUAGAAAAACGUCAAAAAUCAAAGCAGAAUUAUUCUAGUUGGUAUUUAUCAUUGAAAAAAAAAGCAAAAAGGUUUAAAAAAUAUAAUUGCAAAUAUGCUAAAACAAUGAAUACUGGUGUAUGGUCGACACGUUAUUCGGAAAAAGGUCUUGUACAUAAUUUGUGUGUCAUCUACUAUCAAUUGAAUAUGAAUGGACAAGCCCCAUUUUACGCUGGUGAAAAUAAAAUGAGACAGCGAUUGUUAGAUGUUUAUCAUAGAAAAUACAAUUUUAAAAAACGAUGUCCAGUGGAAGACCUUGAUAUGCUAGUAAACUUUUUCAAAAAUUGA
This is a messenger RNA of Didymodactylos carnosus, 738 nucleotides long. The record is from the annotation of a GenBank genome assembly. NCBI's taxonomy places the organism in Eukaryota, Metazoa, Rotifera, Eurotatoria, Philodinida, Philodinidae.